CUUGCGGUCACAGUGGUCGCAUUUCCCUUCAGACGCGCGCGAACAUUACAAGAACCCCAAACCAAACAAAUCAUAAAGUACUAGAAAUAAAAAUUUAAUUGACCAACCGUGAAAACGCAAGGAUAACGGAAUUUCUUUUGAAUUGAACUACUAAGUGUUGUGAAUUGAGAACUUAAAACAAUGGUUGUUUCUGUGAAAGUAUUCAAGAAGGCCACACCCAAUGGCAAGGUGACCUUCUAUCUGGGACGUCGCGAUUUCAUUGAUCACUUGGACUACUGUGAUCCUGUUGACGGCGUUGUGGUCGUGGAUCCGGAUUAUUUGAAAAAUCGUCGUGUUUACGGACAACUGGUCACCACCUAUCGCUAUGGCCGCGAAGAGGAUGAGGUCAUGGGUGUCAAAUUCUCCAAGGAGCUCAUAUUAUGCCGCGAACAAAUUGUGCCGAUGACUAAUAGCAACAUGGAAAUGACACCAAUGCAGGAGAAACUCGUACGCAAAUUAGGCAGCAAUGCACACCCAUUCACCUUCCACUUCCCACCCAAUUCACCCAGCUCUGUGACACUGCAACAGGAGGGCGAUGAUAUGGGCAAACCGCUUGGCAUUGAAUACAACAUUCGUGCUUAUGUUGCCGAUUCGGAAGAUGAUCGUCAACACAAACGCAGCAUGGUCAGUUUGGUGAUCAAGAAGCUGCAGUAUGCACCGCCAACACGCGGUCAGCGUUUGCCCAGCUCGUUGGUGAGCAAAGGGUUCACGUUCUCCAACGGCAAGAUCAGCUUGGAAGUUACGCUGGAUCGUGAGAUUUACUAUCACGGCGAGAAAGUGGCUGCCACCGUGCAGAUCAGCAAUAAUUCGAAGAAAUCCGUUAAGAAUAUUAAAUGUUUUAUAGUGCAACACACAGAGAUCACCAUGGUGAAUGCGCAGUUUAGCAAACAUGUGGCACAGUUGGAGACUAAGGAGGGCUGUCCUAUCACGCCGGGUGCGAAUCUGUCAAAGACAUUCUACUUAAUUCCAUUGGCAGCGAAUAAUAAGGAUCGACAUGGUAUUGCACUCGAUGGCCACUUGAAGGACGAGGAUGUGAACUUGGCCUCUUCAACUCUGGUGCAGGAGGGUAAAUCCACCGGCGAUGCCUGUGGUAUUGUGAUUUCAUAUUCGGUGCGUAUUAAGCUAAACUGUGGUACCUUGGGUGGAGAAAUGCAGACGGAUGUGCCUUUCAAGCUGCUGCAGCCAGCACCGGGCUCCGUCGAGAAGAAGCGCUCGAAUGCCAUGAAGAAAAUGAAGUCGAUCGAGCAGCAUCGCGGUGUAAAGGGCUACUACCAGGAUGACGAUGACAAUAUCGUAUUUGAAGACUUUGCCAAAAUGCGUAUGAAUAAUGUCAAUAUGGAUGAUUAAGUACUAAAAUGUUGCACGUGUGUAUGUGGCAAAUGCCACGCUGGUUUCGGUUACCCUCGCACGAGUUUGCCACGAGGGCGUAUGUGAUAUUUCUACUAUACGUAAUUGCAAUUGGAAAGUAUAUUAACUGUGAACGUAAUUUGUUGCAGCAACAACAGCAGUCAUUUCGACAUCGCAUCUCAUCAGCAGCGGGGCUUAAACUAAAUAACUUAAUAAUAUUUAAAUUAUUGUUAUUGUAAAUUUUUUUGUUAUUGUUUUUGUUUUUCAUUUUUAUGUAUUUGUGUGUGUUUGCGCAGCAAUAAUCCAAAUCGUUUACACACACAAAUACCCAUAUGGUGCAAUUACAUAUUUAUGCACUAAUUUUAAGCAAUAAAAAAAUAAAAAUAAAUUGUGAAAUUUGAAAAAAAAA
This is a messenger RNA of Bactrocera dorsalis (oriental fruit fly), 1795 nucleotides long. It is a transcript of the gene Arr2, whose product is annotated as phosrestin-1. The transcript is spliced from 3 exons. Bases 181 to 1386 code for a protein of 401 amino acids. Gene Ontology annotation, cellular component: cytoplasm. NCBI's taxonomy places the organism in Eukaryota, Metazoa, Arthropoda, Insecta, Diptera, Tephritidae. Gene Ontology annotation, biological process: signal transduction; G protein-coupled receptor internalization. The record is from RefSeq and is a predicted model, not a curated record. Gene Ontology annotation, molecular function: G protein-coupled receptor binding.